This is a messenger RNA of Diversispora eburnea, 969 nucleotides long. Lineage: Eukaryota; Fungi; Glomeromycota; Glomeromycetes; Diversisporales; Diversisporaceae. The record is from the annotation of a GenBank genome assembly.
AUGGAAUCCUAUGGAGGUGAACCGGAAAUUCCACAUUUUGAAUAUUUUUCAUAUGAUAAAAUUCAAGAUUUAUAUGAACAACGAAAAGGACAUUUUUACUUCAUCCCCGAAGGAUUUGAACCAGUAUUAGUUCCUAAUGACUCUCAAGCCGAGACAGUAGCCAACUUACUAGAAAAUUCUCGACCAGUCUCAACGGUUCCAAAUGUACCACGAAUGUUACCUGACACUGAUAUUUGCCUACCUUCCUUUGCUCUACCCUGUGGCGUCAAUGGUCAAAAGAAAGAUAAUUCCUCUAAGAACGGCAAAAACAAGAAACCACCAAGACCACCAAAUGCUUUUAUUUUAUAUCGCCGUUUAAAACAACCAUCAAUCGUUGCUUCUCAUCAAGGGAUCACUAAUAACGAAGUAUCAAAGGAAAUCGGCAAGAUGUGGCACGAAGAAUCGAUGGAAGAGCGUAAUAAAUUUCAGAAGAUGGCAGAAGCCGCCAAAGAAGAGCACAUGAGGAAAUACCCAGAAUAUCGAUACCGACCUCGCCGACCUCAAGAGAGAAAACGACGUGGUCAAGCUACUACGAAAAAACAAACCGCUCAGCAGAAACAACAACAAUCACAACAACUUCAAACAUCUUUAUUGUCUUCACAACACCCAAAUCCAGAGAUUGAAGAGAUCACCACACCACAGAAUGCAUCACCUUCUCUACAACAAAUGUCUUAUACCCACAGUCCUGAAACCUUUUGUGCCCAAAGUCCCGAACCUGAUGAAACAAUUACGCCACCGCAUUCAUCUCCGCAGCAAAUUCCUUAUACUCAAAGUCCCGAGAACACCUUACACAAUACAUUCAAUAUCAAUGAAGUUAAACCUUUUGUCAAUGAUUUUACAUUUAAUGUCGAUGAUAUGUAUUAUAAUUCGAUAUCACAGCAAUUUCCUGAUACUCCAAAUUAUGGCUUUGGAUAUGCUACGUAUAAUUAA